Equus caballus (horse) is the source of this 3261-nucleotide messenger RNA. RefSeq names its product zinc finger protein 140 (gene ZNF140). NCBI's taxonomy places the organism in Eukaryota, Metazoa, Chordata, Mammalia, Perissodactyla, Equidae. Gene Ontology annotation, molecular function: RNA polymerase II cis-regulatory region sequence-specific DNA binding; DNA-binding transcription factor activity. Gene Ontology annotation, biological process: regulation of transcription by RNA polymerase II. The record is from RefSeq and is a predicted model, not a curated record.
GCGCCGCCGCGUCUGCGGACGUGGGGACGCCGGCCGUCCGCCCGCAGGCUCGCGGGGCCCGAGGCUGACCGACGACCAGGGAGGCCAGGGCUCGCUGGGCCUGCCCGGCCGCGCCUCUUGCUUUCCCGGCGUCCGCGUGCGGCGCCUUCGUCGUGGCCUCAGGCGCGACCCGGGACCAGCGGCCCAGGCGUCGCCUGAGGACCUGCCGGCAGGGGGCUCCCGGCCCGCGGUGUCCGCCCGCGGCCCUCCAGGUGGCUCGCGCCCACACAGGACGGCGCCCUCGGCGGGGAGGCUCGGGCUCGGCGCAGUCGUGGGCCCGGCGGCGGCGCGAGGCCGGCCGCCCGCCAGUGCCUGCGGUUAGGUCCGCCUCUCGCUCCCGCGCUUGCCCUGCUGGUCUUGAAGCCCCGAGGCUCUCCGGCUCUUGCUGGGGCGUCUGUUCCACCUGUGCUGCAGAUCCCACUGUUUACGAGACAGCUUCAUUUAUUAGUCAAUAGUCUUUAUUAAAAAAAUUUAAACUGUAAAAUAAGACUCUGCCCUACGUGUGGUCUGGGACCUUCUAAAAUUCAUGGCCAUGCCUAGCGUGCUGUGGAUCAUUCAAGUGGUGCAAAACCCGGCUGCAGAGCAGCGGCUUAUUAUCCGCGUAACCUUGCGGGGAAAGCUUAGGCUCCGUCCCGGGGGGCGCUCGCCCCUCUUGGAGAGCGCCUGGGACUGCGCUGUUGCUGCGGUUGCCGCUAAGUGUCCCAGCUCUGCCUACAGCAAUGGGGAUGGGGGCGAUCAACUCGAGCGCGGAGCUGCCGUUAUCUGCUACAGCCAGUUGUUACCGUGAAAAAUUCUUGCCAAGUCGUAUUAAAACAGGCUAGUAUUCAGAAAAAUAUACAUCGUCUGUUAAACAUGAAUGAAUUGUCUUUACUAUUCAUAAAGUAUUCUAAGAUCUUAAGAAUUUUUACAACCAAAGCCAGAAAUCCACGUUGUUCACAUGUAUGAUCCUUUAUCUUUCACAAAAUUGUAAGUUAUCUCAGGACAAAUCACGUGUUUUCUCCUUUUCUCCAGCUGUACAACAAAACCAAACAGCUAGGCUCUUAGUAAUACUCUCAGUAAUUACUCAGAAUUCUGAAAACUCCCAUUGCCACUGCUGACAUACCACUGUCCACCCUCCACAAUGGGCCUCGUCUCACCCCUUGGUCAGGGCCUUUGGGAGCGCGGGUGCUGGUUGUGCGGAUGUCUGCAUGUUCUCUCAGGGGUCGGUGACAUUCGGAGAUGUGGCCAUAGACUUCUCCCGGGAGGAGUGGGAGUGGCUUCAGCCUGCUCAGAGAGAUCUGUACAGGAUUGUCAUGCUGGAGAACUACGGCCACCUGGUCUCCCUGGGUCUUAACGUUUCUAAGCCAGAUGUGGUUUCCUUAUUGGAGCAAGGGAAAGAGCCUUGGUUGGGGAAUGGAGAUGUGAGAAGAGAUCUCUUUUCAGUUUCAGAGUCAAAUGGUGAGAUCCAAGUGUUGUCUCCAAAAAAAGUCAUAUGUGAAGAUGACUCAUCUCAGUAUUUGAUAAUGGAAAGAAUCCUAAGCCAGGGCCCUGAGUCUUCUCGUUUUAAAGGGGGCUGGAAAUAUGAGGAUGCUACUGAGAUGCUGCAAGGAAAUCAAGGAUGUAUUAGGCGAGUGACAGUCUCUCAUCAAGAAGCCCUGUCUCAACACAUGAGUAUCAAUACUGUGGAGAGGCCCCAUGGAUGCCAUGAAUGUGGAAAAACUUUCAGUCGGCGCUUUUCCCUUGUGUUACAUCAGAGAACUCAUACUGGAGAGAAACCAUAUGUGUGUAAGGAAUGUGGCAAAACCUUUAGCCAGAUCUCAAACCUUGUGAAACAUCAAAUGAUACAUACUGGAAAGAAACCCCAUGAGUGUAAGGACUGUAAUAAAACAUUUAGUUACCUUUCAUUUCUCAUUGAACACCAGAGGACACAUACUGGGGAGAAACCAUAUGAAUGCACUGAAUGUGGAAAGGCCUUCAGCCGUGCCUCAAACCUCACUCGACAUCAGAGAAUUCACAUAGGAAAGAAACAAUAUAUAUGUAGGAAAUGUGGGAAGGCCUUUAGCAGUGGCUCAGAACUCAUUCGUCAUCAGAUUACACACACUGGAGAGAAGCCUUAUGAAUGCAUUGAAUGUGGGAAGGCAUUUCGCCGUUCUUCACAUCUUACUCGACAUCAGACCAUCCAUACUACCAAAACCCCCUAUGAAUGCAAUGAAUGUAGGAAAGCCUUCCGCUGCCACUCAUUCCUGAUUAAACACCAGAGAAUUCAUGCUGGAGAAAAGCUCUAUGAAUGUGAGGAAUGUGGUAAAGUUUUCACAUGGCAUGCAUCCCUUACGCAACAUAUGAAAAUUCAUACUGGAGAAAAACCCUAUGCAUGUACUGAAUGUGACAAAACCUUUAGUCGGAGCUUUUCCCUCAUUCUACAUCAGAUAACUCAUACUGGGGAGAAACCCUAUGUAUGUAAGGUAUGUAAUAAAUCCUUCAGCUGGAGCUCAAACCUUGCUAAACAUCAGAGAACACACACUCUGGAGAACCCCUAUGAAUAUGAAAAUUCAUUUAAUUACCACUCAUUCCUUACUGAACACCAGGGAAUUCACACUGUCGAGGAAACCUAAGAAUGUAGAGAUUAAAAAAAAAAAAGUAGCUAAUGCCUUACUUUGACUUCAGAGAACUCUUAGAAAGAAGCCUUAUGUGAAUAUGUCGAAUGUGAAGAAAUGUGAUCCAUGCUUUAUUCAGUAUCCUGGAGAAAAAUCCAGGAAUUUGUGGGAAAGCCAUUACUAGCUGCUUGUUCUUUUUGUAAUAUCAGAAGAUAACAUCAAUCAAUAUUGAGAAGGCUCUUCAUCUGGUGGGAUUCCUUUACCCUGCAUUUGUAAAUUCCUCCUGGGAAAGGACACAUGUCCAAUAAAUGUGAGAAAGCUGUUAAUUAGAUACUGGCGCUCAUUCUGCAUCUGUCAGCUCAAGCAGGACAGAAUACAUGAUGGGUAAGGGUGCAUUUUUUCAUGGACAUGAGAAAAUUCCUAAUGAAGCAAAGGCAUAAAAACAGUGAUUUGAGAACGGCUUUGUGUACCACCCAAUACUUAGUAAAUUUUAAAAUACUCUUCUAAAGAGAAAAAGCAGCUCUGUAAAUGAACUGAAUAUAGGGUGACUGUGCAGUAUUUCAAACCAACAGAAUUAAAUGGGAAAAAACUACCAUUGUAAUUAAAUGAGUGUGGCAAAAUCUUAGAGUUCUGAGAAGUCAUACUGGAG